Messenger RNA from Tilletiopsis washingtonensis, 2523 nucleotides. RefSeq lists its product as hypothetical. The transcript is spliced from 3 exons. NCBI's taxonomy places the organism in Eukaryota, Fungi, Basidiomycota, Exobasidiomycetes, Entylomatales. The record is from RefSeq and is a predicted model, not a curated record. Bases 440 to 2173 code for a protein of 577 amino acids.
CUGCUGCCGCUCACUCUCGCUCGUCGUCUCUUUGCACCUCUGUCGCCUCCGCUGCGCGCCGCUCCGCUCUCCAUCCUCCAUCCCUGCUGCGUGCUCACUCACCCUCUCCGGUCUCUCCUCAAGCUCCAGCGUGGCCGUCGUGUCUCGCACUCUCACCUGCGUCGCCCUCACCGCGCCGUGCCAAGCCUCUCCGCGCCGCUCCAGCUCAUCACUCUGCUCUGCCUUCGCCGUCUCCCCGCGCACUCCGCACUGCCGGCCUGUGCCCUGCGCCGCCUCUAGCAGCUCUUCUGCCAGCACGCCUCGCCUCGUCGCCGUCGCUGCGCGCGCCUCGUCGCUCGCACCGCAGCGACCGCUGCCAGUGCUCCGCGCACGCCGCGCAUCCGCACACCGCGCCUGCGCCUUCGCAGCAUCCCUGUGCUCGCCGCAGCGCCGCCGAGCCAUGCCCGCACACGCCCUCAUGGAGGCCGGCUCGUCCAACCUCGCCGCCGCACCCGCCGCCCUCGCUGCCCGCGCUCCGGCGCCCACGGCCGCGCCAUUACGCCGGCACGCCAGCGACGUGCCGCGCGUGCGCGUGCGUGCCGAUGAGUUCGCCGAGCGUGCAGCGCUGCUGGCCGAGCAGCAGCAGCAGGCUGGCAGUGCGGCGCCGCAAGAGGUCGUCGUCGGGCCUUUCUACGGCGGCCUGGCAGAGGCACAGCGCGUGCGGCGGCAGCUCGAGAGCGAGCCGGGCGCCGCACGGCGGCUGGCAGCCGAAGCACGGCAGGCAGGCAGCGAGCGCUCGCUGCCCGACAGCGAGAGUCCGCUGCGGCCGCGGGCGCGCGCCGUGCGGGCACAGCAGCUGGCCGACGAGGACCUGCUGGGCAAGCGGCUGGUGCCGGACGCCGAGUGGACGAAGCGGCAGACGGCAGAGGAGCAGCGCUGCUUCGUCGGCAACGACCAGCUGAGCUGCUUCCCGACGGCCGACACACGUGUGACGCAAGGGACGUGGAGCAGACUCAUCUGGAACUCCAACUAUCCCGACUUCACCAACAACGGCGGCUUCGUCGACGUGUACCUCUUCCACGAAGACUCGGACGUCGUGGCGCGCUCGUGGACGUCGCUCGACAACGCGACGGGCCGCCUCUCGUUCCAGCCAAACGACCCGUACUGGGAGGGCCGCCCGCUGGCGGACAACUUCAACGGCACGAGCAUCGCGUGGCCGUUCUACUUCGUCAUUACGUAUGCGGGCGAGGGGCUGGGCGGCUCGACGACGCGGCUGAGCACAUGGACUGCCAUUCAAACGGCGCUGCCGACGGCGAUCGCCAUCGCACGGUCAUCAUCCUCCGCCUCACUGUCGUCGGCCGCGGCUGCGUCGUCCGAGUCCGCAGCGUCUGCGUCUGCAUCUGCGGCAGCGGCCGCAUCCAGCGCGGCGACGCUGACGGGCGCUGCAGCAUCGUCGCUCUCCAGCUCCGAGGCGGCCGCCUCGUCGUCCUUCGCCUCGUCGAUCACCGCCGCACUCGUCUCGUCGCUGCGGUCAGAAGGCCUGACCGGCACCGAGACGCUGCAGAGCACGGCCACGACGACGUUCGCCGACGGCCGCACCGCCACCAUCACUGCCACGGCGCGCGCCAACGGCCAGCCCGUGGCGCCGCUCAACACCGGCGGUGGCGGCCUGCCGCGCUGGGCCAUCGCGCUCAUCGUCGUCUUUGGCUUCCUCGCACUGGUCGCCGCGCUCGUCGGCGGCUACUUCCUCAUGGCUGCCGCGCGCCGCCGCCGGCGUCGCCAGACCAGCCACGCCGGCAGCGACGCGCCGAUGAUGGGCGGCGGCUCCUCAGUCGGCGCCAGCACCGACGGGCACGGCUUCGACGAGGGCGGCGGCAUGCGCGAGGCCGGUCUUGCUGCAGGUGCCGGCGCAGCGGGCGCAGCAGCUGUUGCCGGAGCAGGAUCACGGCGCAGCAACAACGAGGACUCGCACCCAUUCACCUCCGACGAGGCCGCACGCAUGGCCGACGCCUUCCGUGCCGCACUGCGCAAGCCCGACUUUGCGGCGUCGAUGGCGCAGGGCAGCACGCCGCCCGAGGGCGACAGUCCCUCGGGCGAAGGCGGACGCGCGCUCCUCGCCGACGAGCUGCGCGCAGAGGGCCGCGAGGUGCAGAGCGUGGGCGACCGGCGCACGCCUACCGUCAGCGGCCAGUAGUCGCAAGCUCUCUGCUCUGGCCUUCUCGACCGUAGCAUGCGGCCUGCCAGGCCUGCGUCCGGUCGAGGUCUGCUUCCAUCUAGCCGCACCCGGGCUUUCAUCGUUGUCCAGCGUCGUCGCGACGCGUCUGCCUGCGCCUUCUCACCUUUUCGCUCCGUGUCGGACACACACUCCCACUCUCGUUCGCCUUCGCCUCUUCCUGCACCCCUUACGUGACUCUCUGCCUUGCUCGCUCUCUCUUGUACAAUCGCUUUCUGCCUUUUACCCCACCUUACUCUCUCCCUUCCCUGCGAGCCUCGGACCCGCUCAGGGCGUCGUUCUCUAUCUCAGCAAAUCAUCCAGUCUCUAUC